Glarea lozoyensis ATCC 20868 is the source of this 810-nucleotide messenger RNA. RefSeq lists its product as uncharacterized. Lineage: Eukaryota; Fungi; Ascomycota; Leotiomycetes; Helotiales; Helotiaceae. The transcript has 2 exons. Bases 1 to 810 code for a protein of 269 amino acids. Gene Ontology annotation, cellular component: transcription factor TFIIH holo complex. The record is from RefSeq and is a predicted model, not a curated record.
AUGACCUCCUCAAACGCCGGUGGGUUUCUCACCUCCCUCCCCUCACCCUCCCCCUCCACUACCUCCACAUCCAGCACCUCAAACCUCCCCCAUCCCCGCCAACACCCCCUUAAACCCGGAUCCCAAAAAGAAGACGCCGCGCGAAGGUAUGUAGAAGCGAGGUUACUCCAUAUAUCACGACGGUACGCGAAGAAAUUCCAGCCGGAGCUGGAAAAUGAUGAGGUGAGGGGGUAUACGAAUAUGAAGGAUGUGUGUAAGGAUUUGGGGGAUGUGGUGGAUGUUUUGUGGCUUAGUGGGACACCGAAUCUACAAAUCCCCAAUCUCAUCAAUAUAGCAUCACUAUUUAUCACGUAUAUUACCGCUUUUCCGCCGGCACCUCUCGCUACAUUUCGCUUUCUAAGGAAACUGGAUCAUGUGUUUGCGAGUAUGAUCAGGGGCGUUGAUCGGGAAAGCGGGGAGAGACUGCCCGGGUUUGGGUUUGAGGGGAGGGGGAUGAGUCGGACGGAUAUGGUGAGGGUGAAGAGCCUGGUGGAGGGGACGAGGGUGGGUGUUGUGGAGUAUAUGGGGAGGGUGGGGGAGAUAGAGGAGGAGGAGGAAGAAAGUGAGGUGAGUGGAAGUGAAGCGGAGGGGAGUGCGGGGGUGGGUGGUUGGGGUGAUAUGGAAGAGGAUUCGGAUCUGGAAAUGGAUGUUGCGAGGGUUUAUGAGUUUACUUUGGUUGCGUUGAAUGAGUUUGGGUUUGGGUUUGUGCCGGAGGAGGAGAGGAUUGGGAUCCAGACUGGGAGUACGACGAGGACUACUGGGACUGGAUGA